Molecule: messenger RNA, 636 nt
Organism: Symbiodinium natans
Lineage: Eukaryota; Dinophyceae; Suessiales; Symbiodiniaceae
Source: the annotation of a GenBank genome assembly
AUGCGGGUUCAAGACGACCUUUGGGUCAUCGAGAUCACGGAUGACUUCAAGCAGAGUAUGGGCCAGGUGUCACAGCAGAAGGGCUCCCUGACCGACUUUGAGCUUCUGAGCAAGGUGAACUUUACCUGCUGGGCCUUCAGAGCACCACCGGAGGUGGUCAUUGUCAUAGAGGUCACGCUGUACGAGCUGGGAGAAGCAUCCGAGUACCCGAAUCGGGUGGACGUCUAUGCGCCAGCAGGCUACAAGUUCUUGCUGAAUUGCUUCGCGCCUGGGGAAAAGGAGAGGCUGAGGUUCAACUUGGUCUCUUGCCGCGAGCGCUGGACGCUCUUCAACGGCAACUAUCUCAGCGGCGCCAUCCUCAUGGCCGCGGACAACGGAGUGCUGCCUUCGGACAUGCCAAUGUCCAUCCAGCUGCAAACUCUAACGCCCGCGCUGACGCCAGCCAUGACCCGGUUUUCGGAGGAGGGACUCCGAGAACACGAGGAGCAGGCCACGAAGGCACGGGUUCUCGCCGACGAGGAGCUGGCCCUCAAGUGGCAGGAGGAGGAAGACUCGCGAGCCGCAGCUGACGCAUCAAAGGCCGAGAGAUCGUCGCAGAUCGAUCAGGCGCUGCGCAUAGCAGGAACCCAUCGGUAG